This is a messenger RNA of Prosopis cineraria, 729 nucleotides long. Its product is annotated as cytochrome P450 76T24-like. Gene Ontology annotation, molecular function: oxidoreductase activity, acting on paired donors, with incorporation or reduction of molecular oxygen; iron ion binding; heme binding. Lineage: Eukaryota; Viridiplantae; Streptophyta; Magnoliopsida; Fabales; Fabaceae. Bases 1 to 729 code for a protein of 242 amino acids. The transcript is spliced from 3 exons. The record is from RefSeq and is a predicted model, not a curated record.
AUGGACAAUUUCCUGGUCCUCGCCCUAACCUCCAUUCUCUUUGCAUUGUUUCUCAUCUACAUCGCAUUCAUCAAACGAGCCUCCAUCCUUGAAUUCUCAACUUCUUUGGUUCGACCAACAUCGUCUUCUUCAUACAAGCUCCCACCAGGCCCUCGUCCCUACCCAGUAAUUGGGAACAUCCUUGAGCUCGGCUCUGACCCCCUCUCGUCCAUCACGAACCUCUCCAAAUCUCAUGGACCCAUCAUGUCACUCAAUGCUCGGGCUCUCAAUCAUCACCAAGUCUCCAUAGCUUGGCUUCCCAUUUCGCCUCAGUGGAGAGCCCUUAGACGAGCUUGUGUUAUGAAAAUUUUCUCAACUCUAAAACUAGACUCCACCAAGAUUCUGCGUCAAAACAAGGUAGAAGACUUAAUCAAUCAUGUCCAUGAAUAUUCCAUUAAAGGUGAGGCUAUAAAUCCCACGGAGGCUUUCUUUAACACAGUUCUCAAUUUAGUAUCAAACAUGCUUUUCUCCAUAGAUUUUGCUUGUCAUGGUUCUGAUAAGGCUCAGGAGUAUAAGAAGUUGGUGAUUGGGAUCGUGGAUGAAAACGGGAGGCCUAAUGUUUCUGAUAUUUUUCCUACUUUGAGUUUUCUUGAUCCACAAGGCAUUCGUGCAAGGAUGAGAGGUUAUCAUAAAAAGUUUUAUAAGCUUUUUGAUGAUAUUUGGGAAGAGAGAUUGCAUUUCAGAGGUUGA